This is a messenger RNA of Dictyostelium discoideum AX4, 2217 nucleotides long. It is a transcript of the gene nsfA, whose product is annotated as N-ethylmaleimide-sensitive fusion protein. Gene Ontology annotation, biological process: SNARE complex disassembly. Gene Ontology annotation, cellular component: cytoplasmic vesicle membrane; endosome membrane. The coding region runs from base 1 to 2217 and encodes 738 amino acids. NCBI's taxonomy places the organism in Eukaryota, Evosea, Eumycetozoa, Dictyosteliales, Dictyosteliaceae. Gene Ontology annotation, molecular function: ATP binding; ATP hydrolysis activity. The transcript has 2 exons. The record is from RefSeq and is a predicted model, not a curated record.
AUGAGUUAUCCACCACCAGUAGGAGAUUCAAUUAAAUUAAAGGUUCAAGCCUCAAAUGAUCCAGAAGAAGCUUUUACAAAUAGAGCAUAUUUACCAAUUUCAUCAUUCAGUUUUUUAUUCCCAAAUGUACAAUCAAAUCUUUAUACAACCAAUACAAAUUAUAUUAAAAUUAGAGUUGGAGCAAAUGAAUAUAUUUUAUCUGCAUCACCAAAUAAAAAUAUGAAACCAGAUUCAAUUGCAUUAUCAAAAGCAUUAAGAGGAUGGAUGUAUGUUAGUAAUAAUGAAGAAGUUUAUGUUGAAUUUUAUGAUCCAAAUCCAAAUAUUUGUGGUUCAAUGAAAGUUAGUAUCGAUUAUUUAACCAAAGGUAAACAAGGACCAAAACAAGAUUCACAAGAGAUCAUUGGUAAAAUCAUUGACAAUUUCAAUAGUCAAUACUUUACAUUUGGUCAAUUAUUUUAUAUAAAGAAUAGUAAUUCAACAUUUGAAUUAAGAGUUGAAGCAGUUGAAACCAAUGAAGUUCCAACCAAAGAUAAAGGUUGGGCUAUCAUUUCACCAGCCACCAAGAUAAUUUUACAAAAAAUGCCAGGAUCAUUGAUUGAUAUCGAAACCAAUGGACCAUUGGUUGUAAAUCAAAUUUUCACUUCAGAUUGGGAUUUCGAAAAUAUGGGUAUUGGUGGUUUGGAUGCAGAGUUUAGAGAUAUUUUCAGACGUGCAUUCUCUUCACGUAUUUUCCCACCAGCAAUCGUAAAGAAAUUAGGUGUCAAUCAUGUUAAAGGUAUGCUUUUAUAUGGUCCACCUGGUACUGGUAAAACUUUAAUCGCCAGACAAAUCGGUAAGAUGUUAAAUGGCCGUGAACCAAAGGUUGUCUCUGGUCCAUCGAUUUUAAAUAAAUAUGUCGGUCAAUCCGAAGAGAAUAUUAGAAUGUUAUUUAGAGAUGCAGAGAUUGAACAAAAGGCAAAGGGUGAUGAUUCAGGUUUACAUAUUAUCAUUUUCGAUGAAUUGGAUGCAAUUUGCAAAUCACGUGGCUCAAGACAAGGCGAUUCAGGUGUUGGUGAUUCAGUGGUAAAUCAAUUAUUAGCAAUGAUUGAUGGUGUCGAAUCUUUAAAUAACAUCUUGGUCAUUGGUAUGACCAAUAGAAAGGAUAUGAUCGAUGAAGCUUUACUUCGUCCAGGUCGUUUAGAAGUACACGUUGAGAUCUCAUUACCCGAUGAACAUGGUAGAGAACAAAUCUUUAAGAUUCAUACCGCUAAAAUGAGGGAUCAAAAUGCAUUGGACAAAGAUGUUAAUCUCGCCAAUUACGCUCAUACAACUAGAAACUAUAGUGGUGCUGAGAUUGAAGGUGUUGUGAAAUCUGCUGCAUCCUAUGCUUUCAGUAGACAAGUCGAUACUAAAAACAUUAAAAACGUUGAAAUCAAACCAGAGGAUAUUAAAGUUUGCGAUCAAGAUUUCAAGAGAGCCAUCACCGAGGUCACUCCAUCAUUUGGUUCCACAGAUAAUCAAUUCGAAUCCUAUGCAGAGAAUGGUAUCAUCAAUUAUGGUCCAGUCUUUGAUAAACUCUUACAAAGUGGUAAUGCCUUUGUUGAGCAAGUAAAGAAAUCAAAUAGAACUCCAAUGAUGUCGGUCCUCUUGUCAGGUAGACCAGGUUGUGGUAAAUCUUCUUUGGCUGCGACCCUUGCCAAGAGUUCAGAAUUCCCAUUCACUCGUAUCAUUAGUCCAAAUGAUUUACUUGGUUACAAUGAAUCUGCAAAGGCAUCAAAAAUCACAAAGGUUUUCGAAGACUCUUAUAAAUCUCCAAUGAGUUGUGUCGUUGUCGAUGAAAUUGAACGUCUCAUUGAAUAUGUACCAAUUGGUCCACGUUUCUCAAAUCUUAUCCUUCAAACUUUGGCAGUUCUCUUUAAAAGAACCCCACCAAAAGGUCGUAAACUUUUAGUGAUUGCAACUACUUCCAAUCCUGAUAUUCUCAAAGAUAUGGAUAUUAUGGAUUGUUUUGCUACAGUUUUAUCCGUUCCAUCAAUCAGUACCGCUAAAGAAUUCCAAACCGUUUGCUUUGAACUUGGUUUCACUCAAAAAGAAGCCUCUGAAGCUGCCUCCUUCUUUACUUCACCAAUCACUAUCAAACAAAUCAUUAUGAUUGUCGAAAUGGCAAGACAAGAAGAAGGUAAUUUCAUUGAUAACUUUAAAAUGUGUUUAGAAGAUUUUAAUAUACGUAAUUUUUAA